This is a messenger RNA of Tetrahymena thermophila SB210, 633 nucleotides long. RefSeq lists its product as hypothetical. The transcript has a single exon. The record is from RefSeq and is a predicted model, not a curated record. NCBI's taxonomy places the organism in Eukaryota, Ciliophora, Oligohymenophorea, Hymenostomatida, Tetrahymenidae.
AUGGGAAAUUAAAAUAUUUAAGUGUUUGACAAAAGAAAUAUAUUAUUUGUUGGAAGCGACUGCUUAGAAGAUAAAUAUUUGUUAGACAAAUUUUUCAACAACUAUAACUAUAAAAUAGAGUCAAUAGGUAAUGUUGAUAACAUUAAAAUCACAAUGAUUUAAAGAAAAAAUGAAAAUGAAUGCGCAGUUUGGCUUCUUAGAUAUAAUGAUUUAAAUUUUACUAGCACUAUUAAUGUGCUAAUAAAAACAAUAAAAAUCUCUGGUCUAGUAAUAUGCUUGUUUGAGCAAGAUGAACAUAUGAUUUAAGAAUUUAAAACUUUUUUAAAAUAAUAUACAUGUGAGGAAUAUCUAAGAGGAGUUUCUCUGGGAGUGCUUGUAGUAGAUGAAGAGAAUCCAUUUAAAAAAGGGGAAAGAAAAGAAGAUGCAGAUAACGGCGAUUAAAAUGAAAGCUAAGAGAAUCUUAUAAAUUUAUAUAUGAGGUAGUUGAAAAUUGAGAAGGAUCUUCACUUAAGAGACUUAGAUCCCCGUAUUAUCAAAUAAAUUUAAAUAAUAAAUGUCAUUUAGACUAGUAAAAUAGGAGAUAAAGUAAGUGAAUUCUUAGAAAAAGUUCUUGAUGCUAUGAGUAUUUUAUGA